AUGGAGCCAACUGAGUCCGAUGCCUUCGAGGUUCCUAAGCCGCCAGAGACCGAUGACCCAGAGGAGGUCGAGGAGCCAGAGAAGAAGAGGCCUGCCCUUCCUUCUUGGGCGGUCCUCCCAUGGCUGGCGCUGCUGGGCGGUUUGCUCCUGGUGCCGCUUUCCAUCGGUGCAGAGGUCGCUGCAGAGCUACGUGUGGAGACCUCCGGCCUCGUCAGAGCGGCCGGUGGAGGCACUGCCGCAGCGGCAGGGGCAACAACCCAAAGCACCCUCCAAGAGUUGCAGACGCUGCCGGAGGCAGACUUACGUCGCAUUCGAGACUGCAGCUUCGUGCAUCACGGCACUUUCCAUCGACUCCGGGUGGCCAGUCUCGUCCGCACCCGGACAGAUGUUACAAUUGUCGCCCCGGACCGGGCCACGCUUCAAAUAGGCGCGCAGCGCGUGAUCUUCUCCCGGCCCUUCGCAGGGCCCCAGGAGGCACUGGUUUCCGGGCAGGUAGAGCCGGAUCCGUCGAAUGAUGGAAGGCUGAUAUCAUGGCUGCGGAAAAUACCAGCCUUGCAUCCAGCUGCCUUGCUCCUGAGGGCAGGAGGCGCUUCGGUUGGCGAGAUCCAGCCCAACCUCCUUGGCAAUCUGCGCAGAGGUUUACUGUUAAUGCACCGCUCGAUGAGCAGCGUUGCUGCGGUGAGAAGAGCGCUCUGUUUCUGGCUUCUGGCCAGCUUAGCGAGGGCUUCCGGGCCCCUCGACCUUUGGGUUCUCUGGACAGAUCGGGAUGGGGCAGACUUCUUUUUCACUUCCAGCACUUGCGCAACUGUUACUCUGCCCGAUGUGAGCAUUGCUGGGAAUGAGCCGGCCCCCCCGCCUGCGAAUGGCGGGAUUAGUGACAUGCUGUUCUUCGCGGACACGUUCGAGUUCGUUUUUCUGGAGGGUGGCAAACUGGUCCGGGCCUGGAUGGACAAGACGGGCCGAUCAGAACUCGGGUUUUUGCCGGGGGACGCUGCUGGGCCCGUGUGGAAUGCAACGGGGACCGGCCCGAACCUCGGCGAGGAGGGAGCCCUGGCUUGGACUCAGGAUGCUGGUAUGGCCAUGGUCUUCUUCGCAUCCUCCUUGACAAACAAGCUCUGGGUUUCGAACCUGAGCUCCGUGCCACCCCGAGACUCUUCCCACUUAGGCCCAUGGAUGGAGGUGCUGGAGGGUAGCCAGGCCACAAGUGCCAGGCCUCAAGUGCCAGUGUUGUUGGCCAGGGACGGUAUGGUACUCUGGAGCGACACCCUGGUGCUGAGAACUUGGAGUGCCGUGGAUGCUUUGGAGGCCGCGGCAGUCGGUGGCCAGUCGGCCGGUUCGGCUGUGGCCCAGCUUGGUGUUGGUGCGGAUGCAUGGGGCGAGCUCUUGGUGGCAGAAGCAACUCACGAUGGAGGCCUGCUUUGGAUUCGACAGGUGGGCAACAGCCCACCGCAACUUGAGUAUGUGCUGCAGCUUGAAUCUUUGAUCGAUGGGCCCAAUGCAAACGCGGCCACUGGAAAUGUGCGUUUUCUCCAUGAUUUCUCCGAGGGCGACGUGCCUUCUGCCAUUGCGGUGCCCCCUAGCCCUGGGCCAGGGCUGCCAUACCUGGGAAAUCUCACGGAGCUGUUCCAGCAGGUAUACUUUUCCAUCCUCGGGCCGGCAAUGCAAGCUCGUCUUGACCACUUGGAUCUUGGCACCGGUGUGGUCACGACGGUUGCCUUCGCCGGCGGGAUCGAGCGGCGUGGAGCAGACCCAGCCCGGCCUGGUGCACUGAGUAUCUAUCCCAUGCCGGAAGUGUGCGUCAAUGUCGGCUGCCUCUACCUCGAGAAUGCUUUCAGCCACUGCGAGAAGUGCACCACGACAGUUUGCGACACCUGCUUCCUGGACACACAGGACUGGCUGAUCAAGGAGUGGUAUCCUCAGCACACGAUUUGGACGAGCUGCGUCUGGCUCUGGCCCAUCGAUCAGGCCGCCUGGGUGGUCCGGACGCAGGUGCAGCAGGCGAAGGAAGAUGGGCUUCUACCGGAUGACUUCAUCGUCAAGGAUCCCCCAGCCGGGUGUCCAUCAUGCGGACGUUGGCCCCCAUGUGAAGGGCGCCAUGCCAAACAAGAAAGUUUUGAGCAGAGCCCUGCAUGCAUGUCGCAAUUCCUGACUCUUCCGAUCCAGCCAGGGCCAACUCAAACUUGGGCACAGUGUGAAUGCUGUAUCGCAAAUGCCACAUGUUUCUGGACUAUCGGUGGCAGUUUUCUGGAGCGGAAUAUGAGAAAGAGUGCUAAUGAGCCAAUGCCGCGGCUGGGCCUUGCAGGAGUUGCCACCAACACCAGGUGA
Messenger RNA from Symbiodinium sp. CCMP2456, 2325 nucleotides. The record is from the annotation of a GenBank genome assembly. NCBI's taxonomy places the organism in Eukaryota, Dinophyceae, Suessiales, Symbiodiniaceae.